UCCGCAUGAAUGCAUGAUCCUCACCCUUCCCUCAUGCGGUUGAUAGGUUUUGGAUCAAACGGCUUCUUCUGCUUUGGACAGAGUCAGCUGGGAUGACGUCAUCAAAAUGGGUGAUGAAGUUCAAAAACAAGCUACCACAGUUGGGAUGCUGUGGACUGGAGAAAAACCAGGGGCAAAAGCAAUUGAGGAGAAUAUGACAACAUACUUCAACACGCUUCAAGGUUUUCUGUUGCUCUCCCAUGCCAGUACUGUUGGUGCAGGGCCUACACUGUCUUCCAGUGUUCAUGCAUCUGUGAAGCAGGUUGUUGAUUCCAGCUUCAGGUUGAUGAAGGACACUGUCUCUUCAUAUGGAUCUCAUUCUAAAGACCAGAAACUAUCAGUUCCUCAAUUGGUUGGUGCCGUGUGGGAAGCAUGUGACGCCCUUAAAAAGACUCCGGCAACAAAUAUUACAGCAAUUGGGCGCGCAAUGACGCAGGUAGCAGUUUCAGUGAAGGACGUUCUUCGCGAGAUGAAAGAACUAAAGCCAGACUCAUCUGCUGUUUCAGACAACACAGCAGUAGGUGAGAGUUGUGCAGAAGCAACAGAGGAUGAACCGCAUGAUGAUAAUUUGAGCGAAGGUGAUCUGGGGAAUGAUUUGUCACCCGAAGAGAUGAAAGUGGCUGAGAAAGCAAUUGUGGUUGUAUCUGAUACGCUUUCAGUCAUAAAAGAACUUAUUCGCUCCAUCACAGGGUUGCUUAAACUGGAGAAACCAAAUGACAGUGGCAGUUUUGUGGAUUCAUUGGAGAAAUUGUUGAAGCAGUGUCAAGAACUUGGUCGGCAGAUUGAUGACAUUGGAGCUUGCCUCUAUCCGCCACAAGAGAUAUCUGCUAUAAAGGCAGCCACGAAUGAAAUCAGCUGCAUCAUUGAGGUUUUGCAAGCAGAGUUAGGAGGGCUUAAAGGUUCAUCAGAUGCAUUUGUGGAGGUAUGCAAUGCUUUGAAGAGUUCAUUGACACAGCUUGCCUCCGAAAUAAGUAGUUCUAGUACUGCUGAUAUAGAAGCCAAAAUCGAAAAUAUUACAUUAAGCAAUUAGUAGAGCUGAUGUGUGUCCCGCUGCUUUUUCUUUUUUAGAGGUCUUUUUGGGGAGGGUGGGGAACAUAUUUAUGUGCCACAAUUUGAUUAUAAAUGACACUUUUGUGAGGUAUAUAUAUACUUCUGUUGCUUGUCAA
Molecule: messenger RNA, 1205 nt
Organism: Arachis duranensis
Lineage: Eukaryota; Viridiplantae; Streptophyta; Magnoliopsida; Fabales; Fabaceae
Exons: 3
Coding region: 107-1069 (320 amino acids)
Biological process (GO): regulation of cell cycle
Cellular component (GO): nucleus
Source: RefSeq, a predicted model, not a curated record